AUGUGUGAUAUGCUGAGGACAAGUGGGAAUUGGAAUGAUUUAAGCUUGCGUUUUGGAGUGAUUAAUUUGAAUGAGGCCAUUAUCGAACAGGUAUUACUCAAUUUAAAAGAGCCCAAUGAGGCAAAACUUGCAUUGAGUUUCUUUCACUGGUCCUCUCUUUGCAAAAAGAUCGACCAUGGCCUCAGCACAUACUGUAUCAUCGUUGACAUUCUUGUUCAAUUUGAGUUAUUUACUCACGCUCAAGCCCUUUUGGAAUCUACCAUGAAAAAGCAUUGCAUUGGGGAUUCUGGCUUUCCCAAGCUAUCUGAAUCUCUUUUAGGCACUUAUGACAUCACUGGAUCAAGCUUUCGAGUUUUUGAUUUUCUUGUUCAAACAUAUGCAAGAUUGAGAAUGUUUGAUGAAGCGAUAAGUUCUUAUUCUUUAUUGCAGAAGUAUGGGUUUUCUCCCAGUAUUGUAACCUGGAACAUUCUGUUAAAUUUUGUGCAAAAAUCGAAUCAAAGCACUCUAGUUUGGAGAAUUUAUGAAGAUAUGCUUAUGAGAAGAACGUACCCCAAUGUGAUUACUAAGGUAGAUAAGGCUAUUGGCUUAUUAACUGAUCUUUUAGACAUGGGUUUUUCGCCUGAUGAAAUAACUUAUGGUCUUCUUAUCGAUGGAUACAACAGAGAGGGUCAUAAUAUCCAAGAUACCCCUAAACUGUAUUAUAAGAUGAAAUUUAAUGGCCCUUCAAUUGGUCACAUGGCUUAUAGCUUGAUGAUUGGGGAUCUAUGUAGGCGGGGAAAGGUGAAGGAAGCGGAGAAGAUUUUAAAAGUUUGCAGAGAUAAAUUAUUAUCUCCAACAAAGAGUAUCUAUAAUAUAUUGAUUAUUGGGCAUUGUGAAAGCGGGAACAUAGAAAAGGCUCUUUAUUACUAUGAUGAAAUGAUCAGGGAUGGAUUGACUCCUCCUUCGCGUACUCUCCGAGCGCUUGCAGAGCUAGCUAACAAAGACAACACUUUGCUUAUUGUGAAUGAGGUCUUUGAUAGCCUAGCUAACAUUUAG
Messenger RNA from Amborella trichopoda, 1035 nucleotides. RefSeq names its product pentatricopeptide repeat-containing protein At1g66345, mitochondrial. Lineage: Eukaryota; Viridiplantae; Streptophyta; Magnoliopsida; Amborellales; Amborellaceae. Gene Ontology annotation, molecular function: protein binding. The record is from RefSeq and is a predicted model, not a curated record.